CCUCGACACGCUCGGUGCCAUGUCAGAUUCAUCAGGAUCGCAGUAUCCUCCUGUAGCACGACUGCCACUCACACCGGAACAACGUGAUGAGUUCAAUCAAGUUAUCCUCAAAAAUUGGGGCCCUCAGUUCAUCAAUUCAAUUGCCCAGUCGGAUCCGACUCGCUGGGACGAAGACAAAGGGAUAAUUACCAUUGCUUCCAUGAUGAUCGUAAUCAUUAUAGAGCACGCUCAGGGCUUGCUCCAGCGUCUUAUCAUGAAAAGUAUGACAUUCUGGGAUAUCACCCCAAUACUACAGGAAGACCUUACACUACGGGGAAUAAUCUACGAUGCCUGCCGGAAUCGCUCGUUCUCCCACAUCGCCGACCUCGAAAUAUUUCAGAUACCCAAAGCUAGGGACCUCCACAUGCUCUCGGCUCAAGACAAGGACUUCCUUGAUUCAUUCUCCAGACCUUACGUCGGGAAGGCGGUGGACGGGUUUUACGAGUACCUGAAAGAAAACAAUAUUAAGUUCAAGGGAGUUAGCGCCCAUCAGCCUUACUAUGCCAAGUUCUGUUCGAUCGUCCAAAGUUCUGGCACAGGGAAAUCGAGACUAUUGACGGAGCUCCGGAACAGGGGCGUUAUUGUGCUGUACAUGAACAUUCGUGAACCAAGUGAUGCCGGCUUCCCGAACCGAGACGCGGUACCUGCGCGUAUAUUGACGGAAGAAAUGGAUUGCACUCGAGCCGAGUAUGGCGCUCGUUGUUGUGCACUCUUUACAGCCAUAUUCAAGGUGCUGCGGCAGCGACUAAGCAACAAGCAUCGGCUGGGCUCUGAUAGUCUGAUAAAAUCAUGGAAUGAUGAAAUGUGCGACAUGCACUCGGAAGCUCGUUCCGAGUUCUUUGAGGAAGUUCAAUAUCUAUAUGAGCAGACCCUUGACACGAUCAGACUGAUGAAUCCCACAAUGGGAGGCGGUCUGGCUCUGAAAGAUGACGUCCCAGCGCCGAACUUGGAAGGGGAAUCGUUUGUCGAGGAAGCUUAUGAAAAUAUGCUGACAGCUAUGCCAGACAUGUUUGCUGAGAAGGAUGAAGAUUACCCCAAACUCGUGAUUUCAUUCGACGAGGCCUACUCUCUGAGCAAAAUGAGUAGCAAGGGUUUUCGUCCAUCACACAUCCUUGGGAGGGUGAUCAACUGCUACUCCGAGGGCGAGGAUACAUCAGUCUGGGUCGUAUUUGCAUCCACGACUCCACAUGUGGUAGAUUUUUUAGCUCCUCCGGUGAUCCAUGAUUCUCAGCGCGUAGCAGUAGGCGGCCACCUUUUAUUUCCACCUUAUACGUAUCUUGGUUGGGACCAGAACGCAGACCGUUUGUCUGAUAUACCGGCGAAUGACGCCGGAAAGUUCAAACACAUCGUCGGAUUCGGUCGUCCACUGUGGAAAUCGCUUGCGGGAAAACGUUCUGUCGCUGACAUUUUAGAAUUGGCUGCUCUGAAGCUCUGCAAAUCGAACACUUAUGUCCCAUCGGAUACGAACCAGGCUCUCGCUGUCCUGUCUCAGCGAUUCGGUCUCGACAUCUGCUUUGGUCACCCCGAUGCCGCUUCUUAUGUUGAAACAGGGGUGGCUAGCCACCUGCGGAUAUGCUUCUCGACGACCCAAGAUAGGUCAUCGGCCUAUACCGGUUAUCCAUCAGAGCCCCUUCUGUCUUGUGUUGCAGCGGAUCUACUCCAUUCUGGGACCACCAGUCUAGAGGGCGCUUUGGGGGUCUUGAACAAAAAGGUUGAUGAGGGGAUGGUCGAGAUAGGACAGAGCGGAGAGUUGGUCAGCAGACUUGUGCUGCUUCUUGCGAAAGACAUGUACGUUCGCGGCCAUCUCUCCGAAGGCACAAUACGGGAUCUACACUACGAGGGAAGUGGGGAUGCGGAAUUGAUCGACUGCCAGAAGGUCUCCGUCGUUGAUUUCCUGCAAUACCUUUUUGGCGAGACGUUCUGGUUGUUGGCGGAUGAGGAGGCCAAGACAAAUUUUCGGCACGCCUACAUCAAUUUCUCGCAUUGGGUGUCCAUGACAGAGUUAAUCUCCCCCGGCCCUGGGCCGGGAGAUUCCAAGCAACCUACGUCCGAUAUGUCGAGUGCCAAGGAGUGGACUCUGCGACACUGGGUUCGUACAAGCGCGGUGCAAUGCUGCGAUCUGCAGCCGCUCGUCGACAAGAUGAUUCCAAUAUAUUUUGAUGAUCCCACCCUCGACUCCGACGAUCUCAAACGCGUUUCUCAAAUUUUCAUUUCAGACAAAGCGGGGAAGAAUCCUAAUGCGCGAGAGCUGGCGGCCAUCACGCGCAAGCAUGAUUCGAUCAGAUGCUUAUCCACUCUGCCAUAUAUCGCUAUUCGUCUGGACUUCAAUGUGGAGCCACAGCUCAAAGUCACAUUUCCAGAGAGAGACCCAAACGAUGCCGAAACGGACCGAUCUUUACGGAUCUACGCUUCUGGACUGGAAGAGACCACAUUUCCAUUCUUAACACCCAACACCAUCGUUGCAUCACAGCUACGAGGGCUUAUCUCUCGGGAGGAGACACCAACGCAGACGAAUCUCGACGCCCUCGUCGAAUUUGGGAGUACUGCCAAGUUGCGUAACCUGCAGUGGGAAACACAAGACUGAGGUGUAUGGUAAUUCAAUACAAUUCGAGCCUUGAUCUUGACCGUAGUGAAAAGCAAUGUAGUGCGAUUGCGUAUAUGUUCCUACGUAAUAUGCAUGUCAACUAGCUGGGUAUUAACAUAGUUACC
Messenger RNA from Suillus clintonianus, 2748 nucleotides. RefSeq lists its product as uncharacterized. The record is from RefSeq and is a predicted model, not a curated record. The transcript has 9 exons. The coding region runs from base 20 to 2623 and encodes 867 amino acids. NCBI's taxonomy places the organism in Eukaryota, Fungi, Basidiomycota, Agaricomycetes, Boletales, Suillaceae.